Molecule: messenger RNA, 795 nt
Organism: Xyrauchen texanus (razorback sucker)
Lineage: Eukaryota; Metazoa; Chordata; Actinopteri; Cypriniformes; Catostomidae
Product: cystatin-B-like
Exons: 3
Coding region: 71-373 (100 amino acids)
Cellular component (GO): cytosol
Molecular function (GO): cysteine-type endopeptidase inhibitor activity
Source: RefSeq, a predicted model, not a curated record
CGGAGUGAACAUGCACUAGUUCGAAAACAAUAUUUUUUGUGGUUGAUUUAGCUAAUCUUCUGUAUUUGAAAUGCCUGUAAUUUGUGGAGGAACUUCCGAGGCAAAAGAUGCCAAUGAAAAUGUGCAGAAAAUAUGCGAUGAGUUGAAGUCCCAUGUCGAGGAUAAAACUGGACAGAAGUAUGACGUUUUCAUCGCCAAAUCAUAUAAAACACAAAUUGUUCAAGGAAAAAACUUCUUCAUCAAGGUGCAUGUAGGUGGGGAUGACUUUAUUCAUUUGCGUGUGUUUAAUAGCCUGCCCUGUUAUGGAGGCAAACUAGAGCUGCAUAGUCUGCAGCCAUCCAAAGCUCACCAUGAUGAGAUUGAAUACUUCUGAGUGAAACUUCCAGAAAGACCCUAAAUCAAAUCAGCAUCCCUAUGCUCAUGAAACCAGCUGAUGGCCUUAAAGUAAUGAACAUAUGCAUUUGUUUACUAGUGGGAUCAUAAGUAAAACACUAUCUGCAAUAAAAUUGCUUAAGUUUAGUAAUUAUGUCCGUAUGUGUGUCCAGACAUUGUGUAUUUGGCCAUAGGAUAACAGUUAAUUUUUUACACUAAAAACAUCAAAUCACACCGUUAAUCUGAUAAAUAACUAUGGUGACAGACUGGUCUUUACAAAAGUAUUUGACCAUAUCCCCUGAUUAUAUAUAAAUGUAUACUUAAAUAACUGCUUGUACUAUAUACAUUAUUUACAUAAAAUGCAUGGAUGAAACCCUUCAACUGAACAUUUACUAUGUUGGCAUCAUGCCUGUGUUUAGUCUU